UAGGUUAUCAUUUUCAUGUUGAACUCCCAACGGCUCUGGGACUCACGUGUCAUGGUUAUUCUCGUGUUAUAGUUUAUUCCGUGCCACCUAAUAUGCUACAAACAGUAUUUUGGGGUGUUCUGGCUAUACUAGCUAAAGAUGCAGUAGAAGCCGUGUCGUUCAAGAGGGAGCCAUCGAAUUUGACGUUAAAUGUGGGCGAUACAGGUGUGCUGGGAUGUGCCGUCGACGCGCAGGAGGGUGAUAUGUGGUCCGUGCAGUGGUACCGCGAUGGAAAAGGUCUCGGGAAUUUGCAAUUGUACGGCAGAUACGAGUAUAAGGACGAGACACAUCAGGACAACGAUUACGAUCUCGUGAUCAGCGAUGCGAUGCUGGUUGAGGACAACGCCGAAUUCGUCUGUCAGAUCGAUCAGGGCUUCACUCUAGUAGAUGGCGCCACAACACUCAUCGGUAGCGAAAAUGAAACGAUAUCGUGUGUCACCAAGAACUGCAAUCCUGUACCGAAAGUGACAUGGUGGAAACAGCGUAAAGAAUCAGAUUGGGAAGACAUCACUAACACGGCCACUUCGGAGACGAUCGAGGAGACGUUCGACGGUGAACAGGUGGCGACGUUUACGUUUAACAAUUCGCUGACGUUCGUCAGUGAGAGACUGGACAACGGAGGGCGACUGUCGUGCCGUGUCGACCACCCCUCAUAUGCAUCUAGCGGUGUGCUCGAACUCACCAUCGAUAUGAACGUGAUGUUCGUGCCUGCUAUUACCGGACCCCAGCAAGAUGCGGACGUCGUGGAAGGAACAGAUGCAGAGUUUAGCUGUGUGAUCGACGCGAACCCGCCAGCGUCCGUGUCGUGGUACAGAGGGGUUAAUGUCAUCAGUAACGACAACACGUUAAAGAUCGAGCAGGCGAGUCUGUAUGACGAAAGCGAUGACUACAGGUGCUUGGCGGAAAACGACCAGGGCAGCACUUAUUCGCCGCCUUUUACAAUUACCUUAUUAGUGCCUCCCACGGACCUAUAUAUGCUACAAGACGGGGUCGUGAUCGAUGAAACAUCUCCGGCUAUCUUCACAAGCGAUCAGAUGGCAGUGAUAUCUUGCCACGCAGAAAAUUCAAAACCAACGUCCUCAUUUCGCUGGUUGCUAAACGGCACAGACCCACAGUGGACUUCUGAAGUCGAGCAUGUUCCGGGAAACAGAAAUCAAACGGAGACAUCUGUCAGCACAGUGACGUUCAUCGCUCUCAAGGAGUACAACUUGGACACGGUGACAUGCGACGUCAUACACCCAGCGAUUGCUAGCGGAAGCCUUCAAUCCAACAUGGAGGUCAUGUACUCUCCGCAAAUCACGAUGUCGCCGCAACCCACGGAGAUAGACGAAGGCGAGCGUCUCGAGCUGGAGUGUGCCUCAGAUGGUCACCCGACGCCAGCGAUAUCCUGGAUGAAGGGCGCCACAGUCAUUCAAUCCGACACGCCUCUGCUAAUAUUCGCUGAGAUAAGCAGAGACGACGAGGGCACGUACGCGUGCUCCGCCACGAAUGACCUUGGUUCCGACAAAUCACGCGAAUUCGCUAUCACGGUCAUAGUUUCGAAAGGCGGCAUGAUCGCGGGCAUAAUCAUCGCCAUCAUUGUCGUCAUCGUCAUCCUCGCUGUUGUCGGAUAUCUGUACUGGAAGCGAAAGCUGUGUUUUUCCGCCAAGUCGGCUGAUGGCGUGGAUGAGGCGUGUGUGGAUAGCGGACUACACGUGGCACAGGCGAACGAGAACCAGGCCUAUCGCUGCGACAUCAUCAGAAGCCCGGGCAGCGACGGUGGGGCAGAUAUCAUCGAUGAAAAUAGAAUCAAUAGCCAGCUACAGAGACGUAUUGGACACCCAAUGAUCAACUCGUCAAUCGGGGAGCCGGACGACAACAUAUUAGAAACAUCCGGAUCGCGAAUGUCUUACGCGCAGGCACAAGCGCGCCCCGUCUAUAUCUCAUACGUACCCCCUCCGAUGCUCCCCGUUUUAGCCGAGAAUAAGUCAUAUGAGUACUUGUCCGAAAGAGGGACAAGUGUAUGAGAAUACGAUAUCGACCGAGUCUAAGUGAUAUGACACCAAUCAUUCAGCCUACUUUCAUUUCUGCACUUAAUUUCACUUGUUUUUUAGACGGUCGUGAUUUUAUAUAAUGUUCAUCU
Messenger RNA from Priapulus caudatus, 2161 nucleotides. RefSeq names its product hemicentin-2-like. Gene Ontology annotation, biological process: cell-cell adhesion. Lineage: Eukaryota; Metazoa; Priapulida; Priapulimorpha; Priapulimorphida; Priapulidae. Gene Ontology annotation, cellular component: cell-cell junction. The coding region runs from base 93 to 2045 and encodes 650 amino acids. Gene Ontology annotation, molecular function: cell adhesion molecule binding. The transcript has 11 exons. The record is from RefSeq and is a predicted model, not a curated record.